GCGGCAGCCAUCUUUUGACCAUUGAGAAAUCAAAAAAGCCAAACACGCAUGCGUGUGACGUCAGGAACGCAACGUCAUUACCCGGAAGCGAAUAGAAGUUCGAAGCUGACAGCUGAAACCCGGAAGCGCUCGGCAGGAGACUGAGAAGCGGCCGGGGCUGGAUAGUUGAGUAGUUCAGCAUGGGUGCUGAGCAGAGUUCUGAGGGGGAUCUCAGGCAGAAUGAUCUCAGCUCCUCUGUUUCACCAUCUCCUGCCAAGCAGAAAGCAAAGAUGGACGACAUUGUGGUUGUAGCCCCUGGAACCCAGUCCCUCCGUAACGUGAGUAAGGACCCUGAAGUUAUCAAGUUACAAGAGAUUCCGACAUUUCAACCACUUCUAAAAGGUCUCCUGAGUGGUCAGACAUCCCCCACUAACGUCCGGCUCGAGAGACUGGACUCCCCCCAAGUAUUACAGCUGUGCGUGCGUUACCAGGAACACCUGCACCAGUGCGCAGAGGCCGUGUCCUUCGACCAGAACGCCCUAGUAAAGAGAAUUAAGGAGAUGGACUCCUCGGUGGACGGACUUUACAGCCUCAUGCAGGAAAGACAGAAGCGCUUCGCCAAGUACGCCGAGCAAAUCCAGAAGGUCAACGAGAUGUCUGCCAUUCUCCGACGCAUCCAGAUGGGCAUCGACCAGACGGUUCCCCUCAUGGAGAAACUAAACAUCAUGCUGCCCGAAGGCGAGAGACUGGAGCCGUUCUGUAUGAGCCCCGACAGGGAGAGCAAACCGUAGGUUCCGAGGGCCCGGGAGUCCGUAGGUUCUGAGGGCCCAGUGCUGUACAGGAAGCUGGGUACCGAUACUCGGCAACUGAACGGAACCAUAUUCCUGCCAUUUGAGAGCUGUAUGUCAGUGCUUGUAUUGGCACAGCGGCAUAGAUCGGCCCCUAAUACUUGAAGCACAUUCAGGCAAUCGAUCUUUUGCUUCUCUUCCUCUGAUUGGCUGCUCUGUGUGGCAGGGAAAUGGCAGCUUAAUGCCUUUAUACGGAGGAAUACUGGAAAUGGCGUCUCAGGUCAGUCACCUGCUUUAAGCUGAACUCUUCGUGUAUGUGUGUGUGUAACGUCUAUAAACCAUGGAAUCGGAUCUUCUAAGGUGAUUUUUUUGUAUCUUCAAACAAGAGGGAUAGAGAGGGGGGUAAUAUCAGCCAAUCGGACGUGAUGAACUACAAUUCCCAGACUGUUAACUUUCGGUAUGCUAUUGAAUGGCCUAUUCUUAGCAA
Messenger RNA from Xenopus tropicalis (tropical clawed frog), 1254 nucleotides. It is a transcript of the gene borcs5, whose product is annotated as BLOC-1 related complex subunit 5. The coding region runs from base 180 to 770 and encodes 196 amino acids. The record is from RefSeq and is a predicted model, not a curated record. The transcript has 5 exons. Gene Ontology annotation, cellular component: lysosomal membrane. Gene Ontology annotation, biological process: lysosome localization. NCBI's taxonomy places the organism in Eukaryota, Metazoa, Chordata, Amphibia, Anura, Pipidae.